GGCGGGCGGAGCUGCGGGCUGGGCCGGGCUUAAGGCUGGCUCUUCUGCCAGUCUCCCUCCCGCCUUCCCACCCGCACUGCAGCCGCCAGUCUGAGCCAUGGGCUGCCCAGCCCUUCUGCUCCUGCUCCUGGCUUUCCUAGCGCCCGGGCCCGUCAAAGCCCUCCGGCCGGCCUUAAUGACCCUCGGUAGCCUGCACUUGCAAACUAACCCCACAGCCCAUCCCUUUGUGACCAAGGACUACUCGGUUCUCUACUUCCAACAGAAGAUUGAUCAUUUUGGAUUUAAUUCUGUGAAAACUUUUAAUCAGCGGUAUCUGAUAGCUAAUGAAUACUGGAAGAAAGAUGGUGGGUCAAUACUGUUCUACACUGGUAAUGAAGGGGACAUCGUCUGGUUUUGCAAUAAUACGGGGUUCAUGUGGGAUGUGGCUCAGGAACUGAAAGCUAUGUUGGUGUUUGCUGAACAUCGCUACUAUGGAGAGUCCCUACCCUUUGGUAAAAAUUCAUUCAAAGAUUCCAGACACUUGAAUUAUUUGACAUCAGAGCAAGCUCUGGCAGAUUUUGCAGAGUUAAUCAGACACUUGCAAGAAACAAUUCCAGGAGUUAAAAAUCAACCAGUCAUUGCUAUAGGGGGGUCCUAUGGUGGCAUGCUUGCGGCUUGGUUCAGGAUGAAAUAUCCCCAUAUGGUCGUUGGAGCUCUUGCAGCUUCUGCUCCCAUCUGGCAAUUUGAGGAUUUGGUCCCUUGUGGUGUGUUUAUGAAGAUUGUAACUUCAGAUUUUAAGAGAAGUGGUCCAUAUUGUUCGGAGACCAUCCGCAAGUCCUGGAACGUCAUUAAUCAACUCUCAACUACAAGCAGAGGCUUACAGUACCUUACUGAAGUCCUUCAUUUAUGCACCCCGUUAACUCCUCGGGACGUCCAACAUUUAAAAGAUUGGAUUGCUGAAACCUGGGUGAAUCUGGCGAUGGUGGACUACCCUUAUCCAUCUAGCUUUUUGCAGCCUUUACCUGCUUGGCCAAUUAAGGUAGUGUGCCAGUAUUUGAAAAAUCCCAACGUUUCUGAUUCACUGAUGAUACAGAAUAUAUUCCAAGCUCUGAAUAUCUAUUAUAAUUAUUCUGGUGAGGCGCAAUGCCUGAAUGUUUCAACAACAACAACCAGCAAUUUGGGAUCCCUGGGUUGGAGCUAUCAGGCUUGUACAGAAAUAGUCAUGCCUUUUUGCACUAAUGGUAUUGAUGACAUGUUUGAACCCCACGCAUGGAACUUGAAGGAAUUUUCUGAUGAAUGUUUUAAACAGUGGGGUGUGAGACCAAGCCCUUCCUGGAUCACUACCAUGUAUGGAGGCAAAAACAUCAAUUCACACACGAACAUUGUUUUCAGCAAUGGUGAACUAGAUCCCUGGUCAGGAGGUGGAGUGACUGAGGACCUCACAGACACUUUGGUUGCCUUCACCAUCUCAGAGGGGGCUCAUCAUUUAGAUCUCCGAGCCAGCAAUGCCUUAGAUCCCAUAUCUGUGCAGUUAGCCCGCACCUUGGAAACUAAACACGUGAAGAACUGGAUCAGAGAUUUCUAUCGCUCAGGACUGCAGCACUGAGAGACUUUGGAUCAUUUUCAUUUUCUUCUUUUAUGUUCACACCACCCACAUUCCCCUUUACUUUGGUUUUCUAUGUGUAAUUACUUUCCCUCAUUUAUCAUUAGUUUUGGUAGGAGCAAGGUUGAGAUAGGAGAGAGGGUGAUGGUGGUGGCGCAGCCAUCCCACAAGUGUGAUUUCUGGGUCCUCGCUGUCUUUGCACCACCUCCAGGAAGAAUUUCUUCGUGAUCGCUCUCCCACACCACCAGCGGGCCCUUGUAAAUAGAACAGAGUUCCAGACCACCUUUCAUAAGAGAGAGAGAGAGUCACUUCCUUUGUUUCUCUGCAAAUGGAGAGUUCUCCUUGGUUUUGAGGUUGAAGUCUCUGGCCCAUUUAUAAGUCCCCACCUCUACCCUCCAAAAAGGAAAAACAGAAGUUACAUAAAAAUGAUGUAAUUGCAGCUGGUAGGAAGGAUGUCUGAUGCCAAUCCAGGAAAUGGGAGCCAUUUCUUUUGUACUUGAUUUAAUGACUUUGAACUGUGCUAUAAAUAAAGAAUAGGCUGGACCUUA
Otolemur garnettii (small-eared galago) is the source of this 2130-nucleotide messenger RNA. It is a transcript of the gene PRCP, whose product is annotated as prolylcarboxypeptidase. The record is from RefSeq and is a predicted model, not a curated record. Gene Ontology annotation, molecular function: dipeptidyl-peptidase activity; serine-type exopeptidase activity. NCBI's taxonomy places the organism in Eukaryota, Metazoa, Chordata, Mammalia, Primates, Galagidae. The coding region runs from base 98 to 1585 and encodes 495 amino acids. The transcript has 9 exons. Gene Ontology annotation, biological process: angiogenesis involved in wound healing; negative regulation of systemic arterial blood pressure; regulation of blood vessel endothelial cell migration.